This is a messenger RNA of Penaeus monodon (black tiger shrimp), 2893 nucleotides long. RefSeq names its product carbohydrate sulfotransferase 1-like. Gene Ontology annotation, molecular function: N-acetylglucosamine 6-O-sulfotransferase activity. The record is from RefSeq and is a predicted model, not a curated record. NCBI's taxonomy places the organism in Eukaryota, Metazoa, Arthropoda, Malacostraca, Decapoda, Penaeidae. Gene Ontology annotation, biological process: N-acetylglucosamine metabolic process; sulfur compound metabolic process.
UCCCCGUUCCCGCAGACAUGAGAUACCGGCAGGCGCUGGCGGCAGUAGCGCUCCUGACGGGCAUGCUGCUGCUGCACGGGAUGAUGCAGAACCACUUCAGGCUUGUUCUGCCUCCAACACUGAGCCCCGAGCGGCGGAGGGCGGCGCUUACCCCCGCGCCCGCAUCCUUCCAGGGCGCCGAGGAGGAGCAGCGCGAGAGGGCGGUCGCAGAGAUGACGCGGGUGGAGGCGAGCGACCCCUUCAGGAUCCACCUGGGCGGCGGGGGGAGGGGGGUCCUGCAGCGCCCCCCGAAGGCCGUCGUCCUGUGGACGGGAUGGAGGAGCGGCUCCACCUUCGUCGGCAAACUGCUCGCCAGGGCCACUAACGCCACCUUCUACAGCUACGAGCCUCUGCACAUGUACAAGGUGCAUGUGCUCCACCGGGACCGCAACGACACCCGCGCGGCCGUGAGGCUCCUGAGGGACAUCCUACGCUGCCGCCUCCUGCGCCACCAGGACCAGGUCUCCUACAUGGCGCACCAGAAGUGGUACCUCAGAGAAAACGCCUUCCUGGGCAGCCGCUGCAGGCCCAGCAGGGCAUGCAGCAGCACUGCCUUCGUCGGCAAGGUGUGCCGUAUGGCGAGUCUGCACGUGGCCAAGGUGCUUCGCCUGAGCCUUCGGUGGGCACGCCCUCUGCUAGAAGACGAAGAUCUAGACGUCCAGAUCAUCUAUAUGGUUCGCGACCCGCGCGCCGUUUUCAGUUCCCGAUCUAGGGUUGACUGGUGCACGUCCUCUACCUGCCGCGGCUUUCAGACUGUGUGUUCUCUUCUGGAAAAGGACCUUACGGAAGCUGCGGCACUCCUACAGGAAUAUCCUCACAGGUUUAUGUUCGUCCAAUAUGAAGAAAUGUGUCAAAAUAUGUCAGCUGCCUUGUCUGACAUAAUGGACUUCCUGGGGUUACCGGUAACUAAUGUACAACAGAAUAUGCUGAAAUAUAAAAACCCAUCCACUGACCCACUUAUUAUCACGAAGAACAGUCUCCUGCAGGCGCAGCUCUGGCGCAACAUGACCUCCUACGCGGAUAUUGUGGUUCCCGUCCAGGAACACUGCAGGGCAUCGCUGGAGAAACUGGGCUUCAGGAUAUUCUCCUCCAGCACUGAGUUUCAGAACCUCAGCGUCCCAGCACUGAUCCGGCCACCUAUACCGUAGCUCAUAAUUGAUUAAACAUAGUUGGCUUAUGUUUGUUAUCACGAUGAGAGAAGCUCCAUACAGGGAAAUAUGGCAAACAGAUAUUGGCGUUUCUCCAUUUUAAAAGCAUUUUUUUUCCUAAAAGCAACGAAGGAACUGUAAUAUUAAUCAAGUAGGAAGACCCACUGUUUUGGUAGCAUCAUUUCUGCAAUGCUGCGUUCCUGAAAUUAAUCUAAAAACAAACGUCAGCCAAAAUGUAAAUCUUGUUGAAUGAUGUAAAAUGUUGAGUUUCCAGUAACAUUACCAACGUAAAUCGGGUUGCUUUUCCAAAGCAUUAUUAGUCGACAUCACACUCUUGUUUUAAGUAAACCUAGGUGCCUCAACUUCAGUAGCAUUGAAUUUCAGCCAAACAGAUUUCAUGAUAAAAUAAACGUAUCUUAUCAAAUAUGGAACUUGCUUCAAAAUCGAACAAAACUCGGCUCCUCAAAUCAGGUCGUGUUAAGGGAACCUCAACCUUUUUCAAUGGACUUGUUCACUCCUUUAAAGUUGCACUAUCUGCUGAAGAGAGAAAAUAUUUUUAUAUGGUUGAUUACAGUGAAAAUAAAAGGCAUUUCCUCACUUUACUUAAGCCACUUAUCAUCACAUAAGACAACCUCCCGGGAUGGGGGAAUAGGGUUUUGUCCAGUUUCUCUUCCUUCUGGCGAGCGGGUUCAUGGAAUUCCUGUAAAUAUCCUCACUUGUUUGUGAAUGACAUAUCACGUGAGCUUUAUUUUCUUAAACAAUGACUUGUUUAGAUGUACUGGUGAUAAAAAACACACUCAGAACAUUUUAUUAAAAAUUAACCAAAGACCUCUAUGCACACAGUAAUGCAGCUUUUUCAUUGACUUUACUGGACUGCUGCCGUGCCAAGGCCUAAUCCUAAAUGAAAAAAGAAAACUGAAAUAUAUAAAAUCAAAAUUAGAUACCGAAAGCGAUUCUUUUGCUCCAAUGAUGAACUAGAUCGUGCAAAAGCUGGAAAAUAUUCAUUUCGACUAGUAGAAUAAGGCAUAGCAUUUCUGCAUUCUUUGCCAAGAUAAUAAAAUCGGAAUUAAUAUAUUUGUUUUAUGUUUUCUAUUACUCAUGGUAUAGUCAUGUUAUGAAUUUCAUAAUGGACUUUGGUGCAUUGCGCUCACGGACAAACUUGGAUCUCGUCAGCCAAUCGCAGUAGUCGCGGUAGAACCUUUUUUCUUUCAAAUAUAUUUAUACAUUUAUUUAGAAUUAUCUGCCGCGUCAGAAUCUAGGCCCAUUAGAGGCGCAUUCAAAAUAAUAGCCUCAGGGCGAAGUCCCCGGGUAAGGAAGAUUUUUUGGGUUCAUGUGGCGAUGUUAGUGGAUUCUAUAAUGGUUAAUGGUAAAAAAAAGAGGGGGGGCAGACAUCAAAGGUCAUAUAGCAUUAUGAUAAAGUAUUGUCGCGAAAAGAGUAAAAAUGAGUAAACGAUUAGGCUAUGUGGACAGACGAUGAGGGUGAAGAGAAUGAAAAGGAAAGAGGGAAGUUCAUGCAAAACCAGUUGAGGCGAGGACCGAGGGGCAAGUCCAGGGUGAUCCCCUGCACUGGGCCUCAGUCCCCGUCCCCUAAGCUCCUCACGACAACAACGAGCAAGGGAUUGGGGAGAUUUCUGACUGUGUGUAUUGUACACCAUGAUUCCGGUUCUUAUAUCCUGGAACACCAAAAAAUAUAACGUUAUCGUUAA